This is a messenger RNA of Desarmillaria tabescens, 1835 nucleotides long. RefSeq lists its product as uncharacterized. The record is from RefSeq and is a predicted model, not a curated record. Bases 118 to 1725 code for a protein of 535 amino acids. The transcript has a single exon. NCBI's taxonomy places the organism in Eukaryota, Fungi, Basidiomycota, Agaricomycetes, Agaricales, Physalacriaceae.
CCCAGCGUGCAGAGCAUCGUCGUACAAUCAACCAGUGCCCUACCACUUCCGUCCAUAGAGCCUCUAAAGCAACGCGCAAAAGGAAUUUCGGACAUGUGCAAGACCCUCAUCUGGUAGAUGGGCCGUCAUCCUUGGCCGGAAGGCAUCACUGAUCGCUUUGCUCGUGCAAGCCUUCGUCUUGUCUUGGAUGGUGAACGACGCGGGCUGGCCUGGACUCUCCUAGACGCAGAAGCGGGACACGAACACUGGCCCCAGGAUGUCUAUGCAGAGGUUUUAGCUGUUGUGGCCUACCCAGGCUAUCCCAAAUGUAUCCCCACAAUCCGAUAUCUAGCGAAAGCCGAGCUCAGAAUAUCACCAGGGCCGCUUGCUCUGCAGCCCAUUGUAUGGGGACACCUGCUCCGGAGACUCAUAUCCUCUGAUCCGGAAGAUGCCCUGAUCCAACCUUUAUUUCAUGCCAUUCCAUCGCGCUACUGGCGAGCCGACUACGUCCCCCCACCUAUCUUCUCGGCAAGAAACGGAUUGAAGAUCUGUUUGCCCUCUCAUUUAAGAGAUGGUGCAGUAUCUCUUCUGUCGGCUAUUGAUUCUUACCUGUAUCCCUAUGUCGCCGAUGCUAUCUAUCAGCGUUUCAGAGGUACCACGGACAUUGCUGAUCCCACCGAUGAAUUCCCUGCACCUCCGGAUCCGCGAUUACACAUGCUGUUGACGAUGGCCGCCUCACGUUCUGUCCACAGGGUAGCCGUCGCUGAUCCUUCGAUUGAUAGCCUUUUCAUCAUGGUUAUUCGACACAUCGGAAUGUACAUGGGCGUCAGUUCAUUACGGUUGUAUAACGACCCUGUAUUGGGGGGCAAUAUGCCUUCUUUCGAAUUGGAUCCCAAUCGGCACGCGGUAUUGAAAGUCCUGUAUCCGUUGGUUUCCUCCUACGAAUUUGGUGACACCUGGAUGCGAAGCAAAGAUCAGUGUAUCGCAUUGCUGCUCUUCCUUCAAACGCUCGAAUCCACGUCCCGCCCCCCUCAGUUUCUUCCGGAGGACUGGUGUACACCAGUCAUGGCUUCCAACUUUGUCUGGAUUGCUUUCCAGGAUCAUCCAUUGACAUCUCAACAUGAAGACUCCCUUGCCCAUGAUGCUUCAGCUGAACUUCAACUCAUUCUCUAUUUCUUCCAGUUCGCUCCCGUCAUAAAUGAAGCUUUUGCUUAUGUUGUUUCGGAGCGUCUUCUUGAAAGCAUAACCAGUUUACGAGGUGCAGUGUUGAGACUCAUCUUACAAAGAUGGGACCGAUCCCGGGUAUCGCUGCAAACAGUCUUAGGUGCCUUUAUCACUGGUCUCAAAUCUGAUGCAUUGGACCGUGGGAUCUUCCAUUGGGCCGGGGUAUACCUCUUCCAGCUUGCGAACCUCCUCGCCGUUUGGGUGAUUUACGUUCUAUGUGAUGAACCCUACUAUCUUCGCCGUCUCGCGCUACUUCAUAGAGACGACUUGAACGCUGCUUGGUCCGAGUAUUUGAAGGAUCUGGAUACUGUCGCCGAGGACUUUAGGGCAUUUGUUGAUGGAAGUUGUGUGGGAGACUAUGGACUUAGUCCUGAGGCCGGGCCAACUGUGCCGCUGCAAAUCUCGCCACUUGAAACUCAAGCUCUGGAUGAAGAUCAGCCGACGGUGGGGUCGCUACGGGGCUUUUGGCAACGUCUACGACGGCAUCCCGAUAUUGAAUCUCAGAUAAAGGUAUCUUUGUAGUAUGUAUCUGUAUCUCCUACUCGUUCCGAACGUUUGGUGAGCACUUUACUAUGUAGUAUUUCUAUUUCAUGUUUGAAUUAUCACGCUGGUCAUUCUUUGCAUCUCCCUCG